Messenger RNA from Xenia sp. Carnegie-2017, 943 nucleotides. Its product is annotated as neuralized-like protein 4. NCBI's taxonomy places the organism in Eukaryota, Metazoa, Cnidaria, Anthozoa, Malacalcyonacea, Xeniidae. The record is from RefSeq and is a predicted model, not a curated record. The transcript is spliced from 4 exons. Bases 246 to 659 code for a protein of 137 amino acids.
ACAAAACUCCAGAAUACAACAAAUGUUUUUGCGAUAACUGCCAUAAAGCUCGUGGAGAUAAAGAAUGCUACACUCGUGGCAAUCCACCAAAGACUUAUGCUUUACCUCUUGGUUGGAGCAGAUUUGCCGUAAAGGUUGGACCACACGGUAAAGCUCUAAAUAUAUUUAAUAACUGGCAUGUUGCCUUCCAUGGAACACAGGCGAAAUAUCUUAAGCCAAUAUUCAAUAAUGGUGUACAACUGCUUAUGCCAGGAGAUGUUGCUCUCGGUGGAAGUGAGUUACGCGAGGGAGAAGGACAUUUCAACGAUAAUUGGAAACCACGUGGCUUUGACACGAAGCAAAUAUUUGUUUCUCCAAGUAUAAAGUAUGCUGGUUGUGCUGUCUAUUCUAAGAAAACAAGCUUUACAAACCCAACGACUAGAAAUACGUUACCUUUCCAAGUAGCAUUGCAAGUUUUAAUUCGACCUGGAUCAUACAAAGUUGGAAGAACAACUGUGCAACGUUCACAGCCAUUUGAUUACAAUUUCAGUGAUGAUGUAUUGGAAUGGUCGACAAGAGAAAGAGGAGCAAUAAUUGUAACGGGAUUAUUGAUCAAAACAUCAAAUGACAGUAGUGAACAGUCAUACAGUAGUGAACAGUCAUACAGUCAAUAUAAGUAAAACAUUAACUUUGUGUGGUUAACGGUAAUUCACAUUAACUUUUUAGCAACUGUCAUUUAAUAUCAAAUUGUGACAAUUUCCUGAAUUAACCAACACAACAUUGUAUCAGUUAAUAAUCAAUGUGCUUUUUGAAUAUAACAUUGUAUGUUUUUGAUAAAUUUAGUGACUAAAAUUUAGCACAAUUCCAGCAAUAUCAUAGUGACUAUAGUAUGUAGUAUUCGUAUAUAAUAAUAUACUAACCACUGUAUAAUUAGUAUUGUAAAAUAUGAAUUUGAUAUUUGUAA